Molecule: messenger RNA, 1249 nt
Organism: Armigeres subalbatus
Lineage: Eukaryota; Metazoa; Arthropoda; Insecta; Diptera; Culicidae
Product: keratin, type I cytoskeletal 9-like
Exons: 2
Coding region: 266-1204 (312 amino acids)
Source: RefSeq, a predicted model, not a curated record
UUCUUAUCACUAUUUUAAAAUGAAGUAGAGCUAAGGCGUCUUCUCUCAGAGUGAUGCAUGGCGUACAUGCCUAGUACUUACAAAUGAGAGAAGUUCAAGCUUUCGUUCAUAUAAAAACGAACUGCAGAGUGCUACAGUCAUCAAGUUGAGUGAUACGGUCACCUCUCUCUACUAGUCACCGUAGGGUAUUUCUGUUGUUUUGGCUGGGAAAUCUCCACCAAAGUUAGUACCUUGUUAGUACUGUCACAGAUAGGAAGCUAUUACAAUGCGGUUUUUCUUAGCAACGGUUUUGGUAGUCACGUUGGCUUGCGCCUAUGGCAAAGUCGUUCCAUUACAAAGGCAUGUGAGGGACGUAAGUGGUAGUGCAGCGUCGGCUGGCUCGCAAUCGGCCAGUGGUGCCGGGGGCUCAGCUUCCCAAAGCGGAAGCUCGGCAUCCUCCCAAUCCUUUGGCCAAUUUCCUCAUUUUGGACCACAGUUUAAUCAACCAAUGCUGUUCGGUGGUAAUCAACUCGGAUUCGGACAGUUUCCACAAUUCCCUCAGUUUGGGCAGUUCCCAGGUUUCACCGGAUCUUCAAGCGGUGCCUCAUCCAGCUCAUUCAGUCAAGGAGGAGGUCAUGGAGUGCAAUCGGGAUCGCAAUCAGGCUCGCAAUCCUUUUCGUCUAGUACCGGUGGACAUGGUGGGUCUGGAUCGCAGUCUGGAGCUCAGUCUGGAUCUCAAUCCUUCUCAGGUGAUGGCCAUGGUGGUCAAACUGGAUCAGGAUCGUCUGCUGCAUCUCAAUCAAUCAGUAGUGGUCUCGAACAUGGUGCUCACGGAGCACUAGGCUCAGGAUCUCAAGCUGGAGCACAAUCAACAUCCGUUGGACAAGACCCUGGUCAUCAUGGAGAAAUUGGAACUGGUUCUCAAGCAGGAGCACAGUCUUCAUCUCUCGGACAGGAACAUGGUGGUCAUGGUGGUUCUGCAAGCGGUUCCCAAGCUGGGUCGCAGUCUUUUGGUGGAGGUGCAGGCCACCAUGGAAGUACCGGCAGUGGCUCUCAAGCUGGAUCGCAAUCUUUCAAUCAGGGUCAAUCCUCCUUUGGACCCGGUGGAAGACAUACACAAGUUAGUCAGCAGGGUGAUGGAUUUGGAGUACGAAUCAGCACUGAUGAAUCAGCUGAUGGAACCAAGAAAAAGGCAGAAAGUGAGGCCUGGGUAUGGAAAAACUAAGAAACUAAUGACGAAAUAAACAGAAAAUAUUCCCAAUGAUCACGA